AUGGAAGCUUUUAUAAGCUUAGACCAAGACAAAGCCUCUCCAAUCUCAGAACGAUGGGUUCACUCCCUCAUCAUUAAGGUAAUUGGGAAAUCCUUCUCGGUGGAAUUCUUGAAAACAUCUCUUCAGAGAAUUUGGAAAUUACAACAACCAUUGCAGCUCAUUGCGUUAGGAAGAGGUUUCUACAAUGUGUCUGUCCCAUCAGAAGAAGCAAGAGAAGCAAUUCUCUCAAAUGGCCCAUGGUUCAUUACAGGAUACAUGUUAAUUGUCCAACCAUGGGUACCGGGGUUCAAACCGUCUCAAGCGGUUAUCUCAAAAUCCCUUGUUUGGGUGUCGCUACCAGAAUUACCAAUUGAGUUUCACUCUUUACCAAUUUUGCAGAGAAUUGCGAACGAAAUUGGGAGCUUUAUCAAGACAUAUAUGAACGCAAUAGAACAAAACAAAGUUAGGUUUGCAAGAAUCCAGGUCCUACUGGACCUUGCAAAACAGAGGAAGGAAAACGUUUGUUUAAGAGCUUUUAAACAUACGAUUCAGUAUGAAGAAUUCCCAUAA
Messenger RNA from Spinacia oleracea (spinach), 549 nucleotides. RefSeq lists its product as uncharacterized. The record is from RefSeq and is a predicted model, not a curated record. The coding region runs from base 1 to 549 and encodes 182 amino acids. The transcript has a single exon. NCBI's taxonomy places the organism in Eukaryota, Viridiplantae, Streptophyta, Magnoliopsida, Caryophyllales, Amaranthaceae.